Messenger RNA from Prorocentrum cordatum, 154 nucleotides. NCBI's taxonomy places the organism in Eukaryota, Dinophyceae, Prorocentrales, Prorocentraceae. The record is from the annotation of a GenBank genome assembly.
CGUCGGGGCCCUGACCGACGGCGAGGCCUGCCGGGCGUGGGGCGCGGUGUCCUGCUGCGGCGAGGGCGACCAGGGCGCCAGGUGCACCCGCCGCUCGCUGCUGUGGGUGGACGCGCUCGGCGAGGGCGGGGCAUCUUCCCAGACCUCCGGCUGA